UAUCUCCUUGACACUUUUAGGAGUUCAAAAUGGAGACAGAAAGACUUGUAUCCUGAGAGAAGCGGGAAUAGUCUCUCUGCCAUCGAUAGCAACUUCCGUUUCUCUCUCAGCCCAUCUCAUUCCUCUUCUCCUGCAGCAGCAAAUAUAACUCUAGCAGCUAUUGUCUUCCGCCCCCUCAAUUUUAUUAAAAAUCCUCAUCUUGCCCCUCCCUUUCCCAAAGACACCACUUCUCACUUUUCACUGAUAUUUUCACUUUUCAAUUGCUGCCACUCUCCAGCUCCUUGUAAAGAGGAUUCUACUGGUUUGUUUGAAUGUUGUCUGAGCUCCUUAUCUAAUAAUAUUGAUAUAAUUUGACUUUCGAUUUCAGUCCGCUUUAAAUUCCCAUUUCCAUGCCAACGACUCGUUCUCGGAAGCGAACAGGCUCCACCUCCUCCGACUCUGGCCUCCAAAACAGUCUCCCUUCUCCCCUCGGGCUGGGCGUGGCCAUAAACCCUCGUUCCCUCCCAGAAGAGGAACAUCGUGAUUUAUUCAGUGAGGGUGGGGCCACUCCUUAUCUUGCUUCUAUGCAUCUAGACUCCUCCGUCCUGAUGUGUUGUAAUCCUCGUGGGUGCAUCCUCGGACCCAUAGAAACAGGAUCAGCCACGCCCACCCAGCAGGAAGUCGUACGGAUGAUGUGUUCUAAUGAAAAGUGUCCAUUUUCCCCAUACAUGCACUCUGAAUGCUUUGACUCCUUUGAGGAGCAGAUUUUAAGUUGCUUAAGGGGAAUGAGUCGAGCUAGGAAUUGGUCCGAAAAGCAAAGGAAGCAAAACCUCUGGACAAAGAAAGGCUACGAUUUAGUUUUCAAGUUCUGUGCUUGUCAGUGUGGGAAGGGGAACCUCCGAAAGGACCUAAACCACACCCUCCCUGAUCCCCUCCCUGUGCCUGCCCUACCCACGUCUGUGUCCUCCUCGUCGGUUUCAAUAGCGACUGAUAAAUCAAAAAAGAAGCGUAAAAAAUCUUCUAGUCUUUCGUCCGAUCGUCCAUCGUCUUCAUCAGCUCAAUCUCACGUCCCAGCUCCUCCCUCAGCAUCACACAAUCCCCCAGCACAGACCAGAGCUCGUAGUCGGAGCCAGCGUAACUCUGACUCCAUAUCCAGCGACAACGGACUCACCAAUUACAUGCAGCCGUUUGCCCACCGUACCGAUUAUUCCGUUUUCGACCGCUUCCUUCCUCGCCACCUCAUCAAUGGGUACCACAUAAAGAUGGAGGAUGAUGGCUAUGCUGCUGGAGAUGAGACGAGGUCCUUUGUUCUCAGUAGCCUUGCCUUCCAUCGUACCAACACUGUCACCUGCGUCCUAUGCAAUGACUCGCUUUGCGUCUAUGAUAGAUAUCCUUUACUCAACGGGACCCUGUUUCUCUCUCCUAUCCAGCUCUACUCUUCCUCUCUGGAGGUGGAAGGCAAAGGUGACGACCCAGUCUUCAUGUCUGCUGUCUGUUUGGCGUGCAUGGUUGGUUUAAAUUCGAUUAAAUGCUUGUCUUGCAGUAAGCAAUGGGACGGCUCCAGUCACCAGAUAGGAACGCUGUACACGUACGAUUUAUUCUCGUCUACUCUUUGCUGCCCCAGUUGCGUGCUGUGUAAAAAAUGCUCAAAGCCAAUGCUGGAUUUUGGUAAGGUCACUCUCUCGUUCACUUCUCUCUCCUCUUUAUACGAGUGUCCUUAUUGCUCUCACAGGGACUACCAUUUCCUCAAAUCCUCUGAAAAUCGUUUUAAAAUAAUAAAGCAGCACUUUAUGGAGACCAAAUGAUUUUCACACCUCUCUCUUUUUUUCUCUCCUUUGAAAUUCUUUUCUUUUGGUUUGUAAUCAGUUUUCUACUACAGGCACCUGUUUAACUCAGCCCCCCCCAUACCCUCCCCCCACUUUGCAACUUUUGUACUGAUACUAAUUUAAGUAGAUACAAUUAUAACUCUUAUUUUCUUUCUUCUUACAAUACAAUUUCUUAUUUUUUCACUUUUUGCAUAAUUACUUUGAGUGCUAAUA
Messenger RNA from Amphimedon queenslandica, 2018 nucleotides. RefSeq names its product headcase protein-like. Lineage: Eukaryota; Metazoa; Porifera; Demospongiae; Haplosclerida; Niphatidae. The record is from RefSeq and is a predicted model, not a curated record. The transcript has a single exon. The coding region runs from base 390 to 1784 and encodes 464 amino acids.